Medicago truncatula (barrel medic) is the source of this 5260-nucleotide messenger RNA. RefSeq names its product protein MODIFIER OF SNC1 1. Gene Ontology annotation, biological process: epigenetic regulation of gene expression. The record is from RefSeq and is a predicted model, not a curated record. Bases 250 to 4827 code for a protein of 1525 amino acids. The transcript is spliced from 10 exons. Lineage: Eukaryota; Viridiplantae; Streptophyta; Magnoliopsida; Fabales; Fabaceae.
UCUUCUCUCUUUCUAUUUUUUCUUCUAUCUUCAACUUUCUCUUCCGAUCCAAAAUCAAAACCGUUAUCGUAAUCGAAACUCACCACUCUCUUAGAUCUCUUUCUCUCUGAAACUCAUAUUCUCCAAGCUCGUUAUUUCUUCCUUUUUUCUCCAAUCGCUUCGCUAGGGUUUCCACGAACCACUUCCCUUUCCUUUCAUCAUUCAAGGUCCUUAAAUUGGCUUGAAUGAUCGUGUCGCGACAACCAGGCUAUGACUUCAAGUAUGUUGAGUGGGGAUCGAAGGUGGACCUCUUCCACCAGAAGAGGUGGUAUGACCGUGUUGGGGAAAGUUGCAGUUCCAAAACCUAUAAACUUACCCAGUCAGAGGUUAGAAAAUCAUGGUCUGGACCCAAAUGUGGAGAUAGUGCCCAAGGGUACCCUUGGCUGGGGCAGCAAAUCAUCAUCUUCUGCAUCAAAUGCAUGGGGUUCUUCUUUGUCUCCCAAUGCCAAUGCUGGGGCUAGUUCACCCAGUCAUCUCAGUGCCCGUCCAUCAUCUGGUGGAAGUGGCACGCGACCUUCAACUUCUGGUAGUGAUAUGGCUUCUGAACUAACUACUACUAGUGCAUGGGGUUCAAGCUCUCGGCCUUCAUCAGCAUCGGGGCCGCCAACUUCAAAUCAGACUUCACAAACAUCAUUGCGUCCUCGCAGUGCUGAAACAAGACCUGGUAGCUCACACUUAUCUCGAUUUGCUGAACACGUGGGUGAAAACUCAGUGGCAUGGAAUGGGGCUAGAACUACAGAGACACUGGGAAUUACACAACGCAAGAAUGAUGAUUUUUCUUUGAGCACCGGAGAUUUUCCUACUCUUGGUUCUGAGAAGGACAAAUCUGUACAUGAUGUUGAGUUGCAAGAUCACAGUUCUCAUAUUCGGCCAGACUCUUCUUCUGGACUUAGGAGAGAUAAAAAUGAGACCUCAACCAUCGAUGAUGUUCCUGUUCAUGAUAAUGCAAAGGGUGAAGCUAUAAAUUCUUGGAGAAGAGACUAUCAAGCUUUUAAUGAGGGUGGUAUGAGGCCUGGAAUAGAGAAAUGGCCAGGGAAUCUCCAGACUUAUCAUAAUAUUCCUCCUCAACACUUUGAUGUUUGGCGUGGUGCUCCAGUAAAUAACCAUCAACGUGAUAUUUGGUUCAGAGGUCCACCCAAUGGUCCUCCUUUUGCUCCAGGUGGAUUUCCAAUGGAACCAUUUCCAUUUUAUCGUCCACAAUUUCCACCUAAUGGUCUCGCCAAUCCACCUCAAGUUCCUCCUCCUGGAAGUGGUCCAAGAGGGCAGCAUAAUAAUGGAGAACUCUACAGGCCACCUCAUAUGCCUGAUGCUUACAUUCCUCCAGGUAUGCCAUUGAGACCUGGUUUUUUUCCUGGCCCAAUGGCCUAUGAAGGCUACUAUGGUCCUCCAAUGGGAUAUUGUAAUUCAAACGAUCGUGAUAUCCCUUUCAUGGGAAUGGCAGCCGGAGCCCCUGUUUAUAAUAGGAACUCAAGUCAGAAUCCACAUGAGCCUGGCAAUUCGCAUGGUAGAUCUGGUGGACAUGAUCCUGCGGUAAAGCCAUUGGCCUCAGAACCGGUAGAAUCCAGCCACACUCCUGAUACUGUCGGACCCUACAGGGUUCUUCUUAAACAACACAACAACUGGGAUGGGAAAAACGAGCCAACAAACUGCGAGGACUCGUUAAAAACUAAUGAAUCAUUUGUCGAUAUGAGGGACCAAGUGACAGUGUCUGUCCAGGAGAAUGAUCAUAUUAGGAACAUGAAGACAGAUUUAAGGAGGACAAGUGCUCAUGGCAAAGAAGCUUCUUCUCAAACAUCGGGAAAUCAAGGAUCUAGUUUUGUAAACAAUGCCAAAUCACUUGAAAGCACCAGAAGCUUUAAUAAUGAUAAUAUUGCAGCAAGGAAAUUGGAUGGUGUAGUUUCUAAUACACUAGAAACUUCAUCAAGAUUGCCCUCCCCUCAAGAUUCCUCUCUGAUUCAAAAGAUAGAGGGUUUAAAUGCAAAAGCCAGGGAUAAUUCAUCUACUAAAAGUAAGGAGGAGAGGAGGAAUAAGUUCCAUCCUGAUAGCCAUGCGGAAAAUGAAGGCAGUGCUGGUGUUGUGUUUCCUGAUACAACCCUUGCCACUGAAGUUAAAAAUCCAACUGCUCGUGGAGUGGGUGCUUUUGGAGGCGAAAAGAAUUUUGAAUCAUCAUCUCUCAGUGGAACAGCCACAUCCAGGCAUAUUUCUCAUGGCAUGCAAGGCAGAAGCAAUCAUCGUAAAGGAAGACUUGAUGCUCAAGAUGCUGAUGGUUGGCGAAAGAAGUCUGGGGUCAUAGAUUCUUCAACUUCAUUAGGUGCACAGUUGGAUGCAACUAACAUUCUUGUUGGUGAGCAUCAAAUAUCUGUUGAUGCCUACGAAAGGUCUGGGUCCUAUAGCCAAGUAGGGCGCGAAGGAGAGUCUAUGCAAAACUUGGCUAAUUCAGCUGAUAACCAUGCACAGCAUGCUAAUAAUACAAAAGAGUUGGCCAAGCAACAGACUAAGCAACGGCAGGAGGAAGAGGUGGAGCGGCCUAAAAAGCAAAAGGCUAAAAGUAUAGUGAAGUUAGGUGAGGUAAACAAGCGCACACAAGCCGUGGAAGGGUCAACACAGAAAGUGCAUGAUGCAAAUUCUGCCCUACAGAAUAAGCAAGAAGCAUUUCAACCUUCUGAAUCAGCAACAGCUUUGGGUAAAUCUGGAGCAGCCACUUCAUCUGUAAUGCCUAAUGACAAUGAUGCCAACAUUAACAGAGUUCAGAAAGCACCCAUCUUGUCCAGUGAAACAUCUUUAGAGACAGUAAAGAAUGCCGACAAAGAACCUGUUCUGAAUCACAAUAAAUCAGCGACCUUGUUCCACAAUGUUAAUUGUGGUGAUGCCACUAAUGCUUUACAGGUUCACAACAAUGUCGCAUCAAGGCAGAAAAGAGCGGGCUAUAAACAUAAAAAUAAUCUUUCUCAAGAGAAGAAUUUGAAUGUUUCUACAACCUCAAAUGUCCCAAAAGUUGAGAAUCACACAGUGGCUCAUGUUAAUGUUUCUUCUGGCAUUGCUGCUGGUACAAAUGAAGUUAUUUCAACCUUCAGCUCAGGCUUACCCAUGAAUUCAACUUCUACGGUUGAGUCGCCUGUAAACCAGAAAAGGAAGAAUAGCAGGAAUAGUAAAAACAAACAGAAAGUUGAAGAGCCUUUGUCCGUGGCUGCAUUACCAUCAGCAACUGCAAAGGAAGUCAAUCUUUCUAGAAGCUCUGUUGAAAAUAAAGCCAGAAAAGACGUCGAAUUAGAUCAGGGCUCAGACCAAAGAUAUAUAGAAAAUGAAGAACCUUAUGGUAGAAUGAAUGGCCAGUUGAAAUCACAGCAUUCUCGUAGGAUGCCAAGAAGCUUGCAGGCUAAUAGACAAGCAGAGAAAUCCCAUGGGAGUGAUGUUUUGAUGUGGGCACCUGUUAAACCGCUAAACAAGAUAGAGACCUUGGAUGAAUCAAGUGAGAAAAGUAAAACUGAGGCAAUUGUUCCUGCAAAGAGUGAUCAGCAGGUGCAUAGUUUAAAAAAUAAGAGGGCUGAAAUGGAGAGAUAUGUUCCAAAACCUGUUGCAAAAGAAAUGGCUCAGCAAGGAAGUUUACAACAAGUGGUGUCCUCGAUAAGUCAAGUUCCAACAGAUGACUGUGUUGAAAGAGUUGAUUCUGGUCCUCAUGGCCCCCAGAAUACUAGGCAUGCUAUUUCAGGUGUUGGAAAAAUGGGUUCCGUAAUGGAAUCUAAAAAUGGAGAUAGCAGGCAGAGUAGGGCUUGGAAGGGAAAAGCACAUGGAUCAUGGCGGCAAAGGAAUUCAAUAGAAUCAAAUGAUAUGCAUGACAUGCAAGAUGGAGUGAACCAUGGUUCAAAUUCCUGUCAAAAUAUUCAAAUACCAAUGGAGCGUCAGCAAUUGCAUGUGUCUGAAACAAGCUUGUUGAGAGGGCAUUCAAAGCAUGCCAAUGACACUAGUAAACCUGAUGGCAGGGAGAGGCAGGUUCCUUUUAGACGACAGAAGGGCACUGGGGUGAACCAUGAAGUUGAUGAGAAGAAAAAUGCUGGGGACACAGGGAAAACUGAAACAUUGUUAUCAUCGUUUGAGCAAAAUCAACCAGAUCUCAAUGCUGUUUCCAUGGAAAGUCAAAGUACUGGAGAUCGUAUUUCAUCUCAUUGGCAACCCAAAUUUCAGGCAUCAACUAAUAAUCCGAGAGGUAACAGGCCCAAGAGAAAGGAGUCUGCUCAUGCUGCUGCUGGUGUAUCAUUUUCAGAUGGUCAAGACAACGAGUCUGGCACUCUUACAGCACAACCUCCCAGCCAAUCAGUUCCGGAGAAGUCAAAGGGUGGGGAUGCUUCAAAUUUAGGGAAUCCAGGGACUGUAAGAGAGACUAGAAAUGCUCCACCAAAAGGCCGUCCCCACUCCUCGAAUCAGGUAGCUGCUAGCUCAAGUGAGCUGGCUCCACCAGGUAUGGAUUUUAGGCAUCAGCAACGUCCAUCAUCUGGAGGACGCAGAAAUGGAAACCAAAACCGUUUUGGAAAGGGACAUGAAUCUCAGGGAAACUGGGAAACAACUGCCCAAGAUGAGUGGCAUCAUCAUAACCAAUCUGGUAACCGGGAAAGACAAGGUCCAAACUUUCAUAAUCAUCAUGAGUAUCAAACUAAUGGGCCACAUGUUGGUGACAGCAAAUCAGACUACUCUGAACGGCCUGAAGAUGGUAAUUAUCAGGCUGGGGGAAGAUUUAGGGAGAGAAGUCAAACUCACUCAAGACGAGGUGGUGGAAACUUCUCUCGCCGCUAGUUAGAGUGGUGGUUUUGAUUAGAAGCUGUUAAUGAGUAGUGGUUCUACUUCAAGAUGGUUUUUGUGCUCCAUCAGAAGCCCAUAUGUAUUGGUGCUUUGUUCAGUCUUAUUGGGGUAUAUUUAGUGCAGGUUUUGGAUGAUUUGAGUUUUGAAUGGUAAUUGCAGUUGCAUCAGUUAUGUUCUGAUGGUCGGUAGGCAUUGGGCAGGGCUAGGAACAAUGAAGACGAUGCCUCCUUUUUUUGAGGCUGGGGAAAGAAAAAGUUGGAUGGCCGGUGCCCUGUUAUUUAUUAUUCUUCAUAUGUAUCUGAAUGAAAAUAGUAAUUUGAUGGCAUCGCUUUUUGUUUCUAGUUUCAUCAAAACUGCUGUCCAUUGACUCUGUACUUGUUUCUUCCUUUCUAUUUUAUAUAAGCUUAUAUAUUUUUGGUUCCGACAA